Messenger RNA from Hydra vulgaris (swiftwater hydra), 1832 nucleotides. Its product is annotated as apoptosis inhibitor 5. The record is from RefSeq and is a predicted model, not a curated record. Gene Ontology annotation, molecular function: RNA binding. Gene Ontology annotation, cellular component: nucleus. Gene Ontology annotation, biological process: negative regulation of apoptotic process. NCBI's taxonomy places the organism in Eukaryota, Metazoa, Cnidaria, Hydrozoa, Anthoathecata, Hydridae.
UAAAGAGUUUUUAAUUAUGUUAAUUGUUUUUUUUAAUUCAGUUGUUAAUAUUAUAAAUGGAUAACGUUGAAGAGUUGUAUAAAAAUUAUGGAAUUCUUGCCGAUGCUGGGGAAAAAGCAUCAGAACAUUUGAGUUGUUAUCAAUUUAUUCUCAAAGCAACUAAAGGGACCACUGCAGAAAAAAGACUUGCCUGCCAAUUUAUACCCCGUUUUUUUAAGUAUUUCCCUGAACUUUCGGAACAGGCUAUUGAUGCUCAGCUUGAUUUAUGUGAGGAUGAGGAAACUCCAAUCAGGCGUCUAGCAAUCAAGUCAUUACCAGAUUUUUGUAAAACUGCUCCAGAACAUAUCCUUAAAAUAAGUGAUAUUCUUACUCAACUUUUGCAGCAAGAAGACGCAACAGAAGUUACAAUAGUACAAGACGGUCUUAAAAUAUUAAUUUCAAAGGAUUCUCAAGCUGCUAUAGAAGGAAUUUUUUCUCAGAUAUCUGUUGGAGAUGAUUUAGUAAGAGAAAAAGCUUUGCGUUUUUUAACAUCUAUUGCAUCCUCAGGUAUUAUUGGAAAAGAUGAAAAAUCAGGUCAAAUAAUUCUUCAAGAAGUGAAGAAAAUUUUGAGCGAUGUUACUGGUGAUGAGUUUACAUCUAUUAUUUCCAUGCUUACUAAAGUGAAGUCAAUUGCUAAUAAGCCUCAAUAUCUUGCAGAUCUUAUUACAGAGCAGGCUGAAUUAGAUAAAGAUUUUCAGCCUAACGAGCCUGAAAGUCUUGAUCGUCUAAUAACCUGCACUCGUCAGGCAUCACCAUUUUUUAUUAAAGGAGCUUCUUCUGCUAAAUAUCUGGAUUAUUUAUUCAAAAAAGUUUUGCCAGUUCUUGAUAAUAUAACAGUAGAAGCUAGUGAUUAUAAAUAUGAAGUAAUGAAGCUUUUAGUAGAGCUGAGUGAAUACGCAACUGAAGAGAAUGCCAAAGAGCACAUUGACGGUAUUUUUCAGAGUUUGAUUAACCUCAUGCCUAUUCAAGUUGCAACUACUGAGGAGGAGAUAGAAGAAAACGUUGUUGCAAAAUUAAAUUUUUUGUUUGUUGAAUGUUGGAUGUAUGCAUUUCAUAAGUUAGGUGCAAAACAUCCUUUAUUUUUAGCAAGCGAUGCAUCAGCAAUUAAGUUAAAAGACUUUAGGUCACGUUUGCAGUAUUUUGGUCGAAUGGUUCAAAUCUAUACACGACAAUCCAAAUUGCUCUUGAAGAACAAAACAAAACUUGAGUUAGCAGAAGAAGAAAAUAAGUUAAAAUUGCUUAAUUUAGCUGCAUGUAAUAAUAUAAAUAUUUUAAUUAAAGAUCUUCUCCACAACCCUCCUUCAUACAAAAGUGUUGUAAUUGCAUCAUGGAAAUCAAAGUCAAGUCCGAUUCAAACAGUAGAUGAAAGUGUUGAGGAAAAGCGAAAGCGUGCUGGAAUUACACCCAUUACUUUAGAUAAUCUCUCGCCAAAAGGAUCUAGAGAUGCAAAGAAAGUUUAUUCUUUGCCUGAAAAGCGGAAAGGCGUUCAAAUGAGUGAAACAUAUUUAGGAAGAAAUAAACAAGGUUAUAACCGUGGCAAUAAUCGUGGACGGUGGCAAGGAAAUCGUGGUCGAAGAGGACGAGGUGGAAACAAUAGCAAUCAAGAGUCAUAUGAAAAUUUUCUUUUUCGAUAAAACAGUUUCUAUUUCCAACAAUGCUCUUGUAGUGUUAAACUCUUAAAUGACUGUUUCAAAAAACAUUUUCAGAUGUACAGUAUACAUUCGGCAUUGUAUUUUCUAGUUAUAAAAAAUGAAUAUUUGAAAAGAAAGCAACGAAUUGCAUUUUUCCAUGAA